AAACAGCAGUUGUAGCACUUAUUAUAUUAUAAUCCAAUAAUCCUUAUCAAAGUACAUAGAAAUCAUAAAAACCUUAAAAUGUCUGUAAGUGCAGGUGACAAUUUAUUAAUUGAAAAAGAAUUGAAAAUUGUAGUAUUAGGAGAACCAUCUACAGGAAAGAGUUGUAUAGUGUCUAGAUAUUGCCAUGAUGAUUAUACAAGACAAUAUAUACCAACAUGUGGCGUAGAAUUUUAUUUAAAAAGAACGCAAAUUCAAGGUCAUAAUGUCAGAAUCAAUAUUUGGGAUACAAGUGGAUCAACUAAUGGACUAUUAAAAAAAUACAUUUAUAAUGCCGAUGCAAUUAUACUUGUGUAUGAUAUAACAGACAGUGUUUCGUUUUCGUCUGUGUCGACAUGGUACAAUAAAGCAAUAAGUGUUCAUUAUGAUGAUGUGCCAACGUUUGCUUUAUUUUCAAAUAAAUGUGAUUUAGAACAUAAAAGAUCAGUUGCUGAAGAGAAACAAAUAUUGUUUUCAAAAGAAUUUAAAAUACCAAUUUCUCAAUCUGUAUCUGCACGCACUGGUGAAAAUAUAAUGUUUGCUUGGCAACAGUUGGUGGCUGAAUGCUUGGGGUUAAAACUUUCGAAGUUUGAUUUAGAACAACAUUUAGUAAGACCCGUGAAGGCAGAAAUUGAAACUACAGUCAAUCAGUACAAAACUAUGAUGUCGAAUCAACAGCAAAAUAUGUCUUCUACAAUUUGCGUUAUUCAAUAAUGUAUACAAUUAAUAACAAAACAAAUGUGAUGUGCCUUUUUUGUAAUAGGUUGUAUUAAUUAAAAUUUUAUUAAAACCAGAUGAAAUAUGAACAAUUAAAAAUUUAAUGAAUAAAAUGUGUUUUUAUUUAACUUAAAAAA
Molecule: messenger RNA, 890 nt
Organism: Aphis gossypii (cotton aphid)
Lineage: Eukaryota; Metazoa; Arthropoda; Insecta; Hemiptera; Aphididae
Product: ras-related protein Rab-28-like
Exons: 5
Coding region: 79-750 (223 amino acids)
Molecular function (GO): GTP binding; GTPase activity
Source: RefSeq, a predicted model, not a curated record